AGUGUCAAAAGUGUCAAAAGUGACUCCAAAACUCCCGAUAGCCAUUUUGUAUCCUUAUACCGUAUUCCAUCGUAAAUAGUCGAUUAUUUAUUCUGUUACUUGCGGUUUCACGUGUGAAAAAGUAAUUUAAUUGGCAUCAACAAUGACUAGAAAAGGUGGAAAAAAAAAGAAGGAAGAAGAAGGGGGUCCCUCUGCUGAUUCUUCUACUCAAAGUGGGUCUAGCUCACAACCACAACCGCAAGCCAAAGCAUCAUCAAGUUUGUCCUCCCAGCCCCCUCAACAAGCAGCUCAACAGCCCCAGCAGCAAAGACAAAAUGUUAAACCAGGCAGAGGCAGAGGUCAACAAAGAUUCCAAUCUCAGCCAUCUCAAGUCCCUCAAGAUCAAAGCCAAUGGCCUGGUCCUCCUGGUAGUAGAACUCAAUCGGCGCCUCAACAAGUUGCUCCUGCACAAGCAUCAGCCCAGCCUCAACAGUCAGCAUGGGGACGGCCAAGCCAGCCUUUGGAACAGUCAGCUCAAACCCAGCAGUCGUUCUGGGGUCAACAAAAGCAACAACAGCGGCAACCCCAGCAGCAACAACAGUGGCAACCACAGCAACAACCUCAGCAGCAGCAGCAACAGCGGCAACCCCAGCAGCAACAACAACCACAGCCGCAGCAACAACAGCGGCAACCCCAGCAGCAACAACAGUGGCAACCACAGCAACAACCACAGCAGCAGCAGCAACAGCGGCAACCCCAGCAACAGCAACAACAACGACAACCAAAACAGUCUCAGCAGCAGCAACAACAACAACAACCAGUAACUUCUUCUCAAGAAAUCUCAAGACAAAGUUCAGAUGUACAAGCAGCUACUAAACAACUUGCUAAAAUGACAGUCAAGGCAUUAUCUCCCACUAACACAACUGCUCAAACAAGAAAAGAAUAUGAUGCUUGGUAUGAGAAAAUUCCCAAGCGCGUAAAUCCCCUGAAAGCUGGAACACUGGGGCGGCCAAUUCAAGUCAUCACAAAUAUGAUGGCUGUAAACUUUGGAAAAAAUUUCAAAUCAAACGUUAUCCAUUACGAUGUGGAUAUACAACCGAAUGUCCCAAAGUAUUUAAUGAGACCUGUUUUUGAUAAAGUUAGACAACAACAUUUUUCAAAUAGAUUUCCAGCAUUUGAUGGAAGAAAAAAUGCCUACUCUGCUGGAAAGUUGCCUUUUGGUGAUGCAUCGCCUACUUAUGAAGUAAAAAUUCCGAAUGAAGAUGGAAGAGAAAAAGAAUUUAAAGUUACAUUGAAAAUUGCCAAUGUACUUGACUUGUCAUGGCUUAAAAAUGUAAGACCAGGCUUACAUGAUGAUGAAAAAAGUCAAAGUGCCAUUCAAGCAUUGGACAUUAUAUUACGCAGUGCACCAGCACUGCAAGCUACAGCUGUCGGGCGCUCAUUUUUUCCUCCACCUGUUCAAAUACCACAUAGUCUUGGUGGUGGCAUGGAUUUAUGGGUUGGUCUUUUCCAAUCUGCUGUACUGGGAUGGAAACCUUUUUUAAAUGUUGAUGUGUCGCAUAAAGGUUUUCCAAAAUCUCAAAAUGUUAUUGAUUUGAUGAAAACCAUUUGUGGCGUUGGUGAUGAAGGUAGCGGUGGUGGUGGUGGUUAUCAAGGGGGAAGAGGUGGCUUUCAAGGUGGAAGAGGUGGAAGAGGUGGUGGCAGAGGUGGUAGAGGUGGAUAUCAAGGAGGCCAGGGAUAUCAAGGAGGCCAAGGUCAGGGUAGUGGUGAAUUAACGGCAGACUUAGUACACCGGUACAAAGACGAUAUCGUAAAAUUUUUAAAAGGCCUAAAAGUCUCGAUUCAAAUUCCUGGACAGUCUAAAAGGACUCAACGAGUAAAUGAUCUCGUUAGAUGUCCAAAAGAAAAUAUUUUUGAGCAUAAUGGUGUGAAAAUUACUGUGCAAAAAUAUUACGCUCUUGAAAAAAAAUAUACAAUUCGGUAUCCCGAUUUGCCAUGCCUAUGGGUUGGUGCAAGAGACAAACAUAUUUAUGUUCCGCCAGAAAUAUGUACGAUUGUUGCGGGUCAAGCCACACAGAAGAAACUUGAUGAAAAUCAGACAUCCAAUAUGAUUCGUGCUGCAGCAACUGAUACUGAUCGUAGAAAACAAAAAAUUAUGAAUGCGUAUACACCUAUGCAACACAACCAAAAUCCCAGCAUGAAAGAAUUCGAUAUUUCUAUUAGUGGAGAGUUUGAAAAAGUUCAAGCUCGAGUAUUAGAUCCUCCCUCAAUACAGUAUGGAAACAUUGCUAGAGUUGCCAAAGGCGUGUGGCGCGCAAACCGGUUUAAAGAACCUACAAAGAAAAUAGGAGAUGACAACUCGUGGACUAUUUUAAAUCUUGAUUACAGAACGAGAGAUGAUGCUCUCCAUAAUUUGCAAACACAAUUGAUAAGAUUGGGCCAAUCAUUAGGGAUUGGAGUAGGUAAGGCCAAAACCCCUUUCGAAAGUUUGCAGUGGAGAGGUAAUGACACCAGACCCUUACAAGAAUUCUUUAAAAGGAACAAAGGUUUGAAAUUAGUUGUUGUUGUCAUUCCUGAUACAAAAGGGUAUUACAGUAGAGUUAAACAAAUUUCGGAAGUCUCUGUUGGCGUUCUUACGCAAUGCUUGAAAGGUAAAACCAUUUUUGGGCCAAAGUUCAAUGAUGCGACUGUUGGAAAUAUAUUACUAAAAAUAAAUGCAAAAUUAAAUGGUGUUAACCAUUCGUUGGCAGAACCAAGCUGUUUACCAUUCAUCAAAGCUCUUAGUCUUCAUUACAUGAUAGUGGGUGCUGAUGUGACACAUCCAUCUCCUGAUGCCAAUGAUAUUCCAUCUAUAGCUGCAGUGGCUUCUAGUCACGAUCUAGCAGCGUUCAAGUACAACAUUGAAAUAAGACUACAACCGCCACGAGAAGAAAUAAUUUUAGAUUUGACGGAAAUUAUAAAGAAUCAGUUAUUGUAUUUUUACGCAUGCAAUGGAAGUCGGAAGCCUUCGAAAUUGUUUUACUUCAGAGAUGGAGUAAGUGAAGGCCAGUUUGGUCAAGUAUUGGCAAGAGAAUUGACCGCUAUUCAAAGAGCUUGUAAACUUUUGGAAAAAGGUUAUGAACCACAAAUUACAUUUUUAGUAGUUCAGAAAAGACAUCAUAUAAGAUUAUUUCCGGCUGAUCCCAGAAAUAGUGAUGAUCGAAAUAAUAAUGUUCAAGCUGGAACGAUUGUGGAUACUCAGAUAACACAUCCUUCACACAUUGACUUUUACUUAGUAUCGCAUGCCAGCAUUCAAGGUACUGCCAGACCUACGAAAUAUAGAUGCUUGUGGGAUGAUUCAAAUAUGACAGAGGAUCAAAUAGAACAGCUUACUUACUUCUUGUGUCACAUGUUUUCACGUUGUACAAGAUCUGUGAGCUACCCCACUCCAACGUAUUACGCUCAUCUUGCUGCUUUCCGAGCAAGAGCUCUAACUCAAGACAUAAACAUCGAUUUAAGUAAGCUGGAUCGAGAACAGGAUAAAGUAAGAAUCCAACCAAACAUUAUAAAUGAUUCACCAAUGUUUUUCGUAUAAAAGUAACUUGAAUAAAAAAAAUAAAAAAAAACAGUUAUUCUAUAAAAGUGUCUGUGCAGCGAAAAUGUUGUACGACGCAACANUU
Copidosoma floridanum is the source of this 3638-nucleotide messenger RNA. It is a transcript of the gene AGO2, whose product is annotated as Argonaute 2. The record is from RefSeq and is a predicted model, not a curated record. Lineage: Eukaryota; Metazoa; Arthropoda; Insecta; Hymenoptera; Encyrtidae. Gene Ontology annotation, molecular function: protein binding; RNA binding.